GUAUUUCCUGAAUUCACAAUAUUUUUCCCCGAACCACGUACAGAGUUAGGCUUGGCCGUCUUUGCAGAAAGAGAUUUUGAACAUUUUGAGAGUUCAGAGUUAGUUGUAUCGCCAAGUUAAGUACAUCAACAUGGCCAGCGUUGUAGUUGAAGAAAUCGCUGCGAACUUGCUCAAAGGAGUCAUAAGUGGUAUUGGAAGUAAAGUGGGAGCAGAAAUGUUCGACAGUAUCUUCGCUCAGGAUGUCCCCAGCUACUUCACCGAAGUUUACAAAGAGAUCGAAAAAAUAAUGCAUCAAGAAAUAACAGAGAACACAAUCAACGAAAUUGACGGGGAGAUAAACGGAACUUCGACGUGGGUCAAAUUUGAUUACAAUCCCCGAAAAGCUUCUGGUGCAUCUAAAGAUGAUUUGCAUAGUCUUUUAGAACCAAAAGUCAGUGAUUUAGCAAUCAACAUGGUAGCCGUGCUUCAGCAGAAAUCGUUUGCCGAAUCCGCGUUGGCAGUAUUCAUAGUCGGCGCUGGAGUUCACUUGUCGCUUUUGCAAGAGUUGGCGUAUGUUGAUCCCAUUGUUGAUGAUCCCCAUCAAUCAUCCUACAUUAAAACCAUCCAGGGGUAUGGCCCUGAUUACGCUGAUCACGCAGAUAAAACCUGGAAAAGUGUGAAGACGUCGAGGGAGGCAUUGUUCACUGAGGUGAAAAUAAAAAGCCAACUCAUACCACCACCACCCGGCCGACCUCCAACUGACUACCAUUAUACUUCCGAAUGGACCGACGAGUUUACAGGAGAGAAGUUUACAGAUGCUACUGAUUUCAUCGGCGGAGUUUGGACGAAUGGUAGCUACGGUGAUCUUGAAAAUCGUGCAAAUGCCAAACGUACGGAAUACAUCAAUACGACAAUAGCAGAGCUUCAAAAAGAGAUGCACGACCCUCCACACGCAGCGGAAACAUGGAGAAAACUAGUCGAUCAACCCCUGCCAGUUGUGUCAUGAUCCCUCGUAAUUUGCUUUGAAUUUCUUGAAUUAUUUUGAAAAUUGAAAAUAAUAAAUAAUGUUUUGAAGUUCGCCAAAUAAAGGACUAAUUUACGUAAUUUGAACGUGUUUAUGGACAUUAAAUAUUGGCACAAGGAGAGGUCGUUUACAUGUGAUUCUACUUUCCCUUCACUCAUCUACCUUGGUAUUCCUUAGAGAUGUUUUAGCUUAUAUUUAACCGAUGUUCAAAAAAUUACACGAAAAUUUACUAUGAAGUAUAUGACAAGAUUACUUGUAGACUCGUUUAACCGUGCUGCAUCAUCACGGAGAUACAGACACAAUAUCAUUA
Messenger RNA from Dendronephthya gigantea, 1313 nucleotides. RefSeq lists its product as uncharacterized. Gene Ontology annotation, molecular function: toxin activity. The record is from RefSeq and is a predicted model, not a curated record. The transcript is spliced from 2 exons. Bases 131 to 985 code for a protein of 284 amino acids. Lineage: Eukaryota; Metazoa; Cnidaria; Anthozoa; Malacalcyonacea; Nephtheidae.